This is a messenger RNA of Hibiscus syriacus, 2249 nucleotides long. Its product is annotated as disease resistance RPP13-like protein 4. The transcript has 2 exons. The record is from RefSeq and is a predicted model, not a curated record. The coding region runs from base 1 to 1809 and encodes 602 amino acids. NCBI's taxonomy places the organism in Eukaryota, Viridiplantae, Streptophyta, Magnoliopsida, Malvales, Malvaceae.
AUGUCUACCAGUCCAGAUAAACCGAUUCUCUCACCCAUUCAAGAUAUAAUCGAUCGCAUUUCCAAGUUGUGUGAGCUUACCAACAAAUAUGCAACCAAGGCCAAUCCACCUCACCAAAACACGGUCGCCACCAACACCGCGACUGAAAAUCAGCAAGACGGGUCUACUACUACCAGCCGAGGUGUUAGCCGCGGCGAGGAUAGCCAGAGGACUCAAAAAACGGAUGGCAGCAACAAGGGGAAAGAUGGUGGGGGAUACAGUAAGACGGAAGCGCUACACGAGCUGGGAAAACUAUACAAAGAACUUGAUUAUAUGUACAGAUCGUUCCAGAAACUCGAGAAGUUCGAAAAUGAUCUAAGCGAUCCACUCAAAACUCUUGAAGCCAAUGUCAAAGACAUCGUGACUGAUCUAGACAAAGACGAGUUGCCAAAACAGGUUCCGCACAAUCUCCGUGUGUUGAGAAACAACAUCACCAGAGUCAAGAUCCUGAUCCCGUCGCAACAUCAGGGCGGCGGCAUUAAUUCCGAAGAUGAUAGGCUUAGGCUCUGCUUCUUGUGUUUCGCGAUUUUCCCAGAAAAUGCUGCGAUAAAGAAGAGGUUCCUGAGAUUUUGGUGGGUUGGAGAAGAAUUAAUCGGACCCCUAAAGGAAGGAGAAGAUGAGAAGGACAUUGUAAAUGAAACUCUCAACAUUUUCGUGGAGAAAGGGCUUAUCCAGCCUGUUUUGAAGAAGAGCAGAUUAGAGCCCAGAAGCUACAAAAUGGACCCGAUCGUUCGUUCGUGUUUGAACAGGUUUGCCAAAGAUGCACGUUUCUUUGAUUAUGACCAAGAAGGAAAACCAACCAUGGAUUUCUCAUCUUGCAAAAAAGCAUGCAUGGUGAGAUCUGAAGGAGCCACCGCUCCCUGGUUCUCAGAGUAUCUUAAAGAAGAAUCGGGGCAGGGAAAGCUACCUGUAGAUCUAGUAAAGCUGCAAAUGCUGUUCAAUUUUCCCGACAGGAACACAUUGAUGACGGCUAGUAAACGAUUUGAUAAAUUGCAGAUAUUGUUUAAUUUGAGCAAACAAUUUCCAGCUUUACCUACGGAGUGGUUUUCCAAGAUGACGGAGCUCAAAGUUCUUUACAUGGGUAAAUGGGAAACCACGGCUCGCCAUAUUGAGGUGGAAGACAUUGAUUUCUUAAAAGGAUUGAAGAACAUGAAGAAUCUAAGGCUUCUUAGUCUUCAAGGUAUUUCAGGUAUCCCAAAGAUUCCCAGCACUAUUCAGAAUCUUGGAAACUUGAGGAUCUUAGAUCUUAGAGCAUGUCACAACCUGGGGAGAUUACCAGAUAAGAUCGGCUCACUGAAGGAACUGACUUACCUGGAUUUAUCUGAGUGCUACCUGCUUGAUUAUAUGCCCAAGAGGCUGAGUGAUUUCAAGGAACUUCAAGUACUCAAAGGUUUUGUGAUUGUUGAUACCCAAAACUCAUGCACUCUCAAAGACUUGUCGAAUUUAAAGAAUCUGCGAAAACUAAGCAUCAAUGUCAACACCACGAAAUUCAAUAUUGAUGAUGAAGAGAGGUCUCUCAAUAGAUUUCAGAAACUUGAAAAGUUGAGGAUAGCGUGGGGAUCAAGAGGGAUGCCAAACACUAACAGCAGUAAAUCAAAAUCGGAUAUCAAGAACCAGCAGGCAGCAGCGAAAGCCUCAACAGGAAAAGAGAACAAGGGAGACGAUAAAGGCAGUGAAGCGAAUUCAAAGACCACUAAGGUUGAGGGUAACGACGAGCAAAACAGUGGUGUGAGCAGCAACCAAGAGACCAAGAGACCACAGUCGUUUUAAACAGGUGGCCACUGGGGUUUUCGCGGCUACUGUUUUGUGGAGAGUGAAGGAAGAAGAAGAAGAUCUUGUAGGACUUGCGAAUCUGGUGAAACUAGACCUCCAAUGCUUCCCUUACACCGAUCCACCUGAAUGGCUGGUACCGAAGAAACUGCGGAGGCUGACGAAUCUGUCGAUCAGAGGUGGGAAACUGAGUUACCUGAAACAUGAUGACAAGAAGAAGUGGAAGGUGGACACUUUGCAUUUGAAGUUCUUGGUGGGUUUUAAGAUGAACUGGAAAGAGAUGCUGGAAAAAUUCCCCAAAUUGAAGUAUUUGGAGAAUGUUAGAAGCCCUAGGAUCACACUUUGCCCAUGCGAUGACAAUGGAAUCUGGCAAGCUCCUUCCAAAUAGACUUCCUUUUGUUUUUCACUUACCAGACAAUUGUCUCUCUGCUGUGUGGCAU